AUGGCGUCAAAUUGCCCGCCACAACUGCAUCUGAGCCUUCAGACUACUGCACCUUCUUUCAAGCGCUCGUUUGAACAGUAUGGUUUUGAUUUGGAGAGUCCAGUGGGCCACACUGAUGCGGGAGGGAGCGGUGGCAACAAUGGAAAUGAGCGGAACAAAAGGGCUCGCAGCUCGAGUAGCUCCUCCGAGGGAAACGAAUCGUCGACAUCGACCAUCUCUUCCGAAUCAAGUAGGAUGAGCCCAGUGACGGAGAGCAGUUCGACGAACUCGACAACCUCGAGGCCUGCAGGCCCUUCCACGGCUCCAGUGCUUGAUCCACCCCGUCUACCCACGCCAGAGAUCCAGGACAUCGACAUGCCCGAUUACCCCGUCGAUGAGCAGACAUUCGCUCUGAAUUUAGUGCCUCAGACCCAACAACCACAACCACAACAGACGCCUGAAGAUAGAUAUCGAUUAACAGUGGAGAGGUUCCAUGCAUUCGACGGCGAAAUUUCAGUUCUGCGGCAGCCGCAGACCUCCUCUCCACCGACCCUCCCUCCCCUAGGUCUUUCCGACGACCAGCCUCGCAUUACAUUCCUUCAUCCACCGCCACGGCCAACAACGCCGCUGUCGGAGGCCUUCUUCGGUCAUGAAAGCCCAUCGAGCACCCGAGUGCAGAGCCCGACUACAGUCCGUGACAAUUCAGUCUACGAGGAACCGCUCCAGGUGGCGGAGUCGUCUACAUCAGCCCAAUUCCGUUUCCGGGAUGCAUACUCACCCCCUGGCGUGGAUCACGAGGAAGAGGAAGAGGAACGAGAGGACCUGGAAAUGGUGGAAGGGUUCCGCGCGCGGCUCGCUGGGGCGCUGGAGCGUCUGAGAUCACAAUCGCCGCUGGUUCCGGGUUUAGGAGACGAAGAAGAGCAGGAGACGAGUCUGGACACGCGGCUUCCACAGGUUCCUCCCGACCCCCCUACGUUACCACCCAUCCCGUCCAUCACCUCGGACGAGGAUGAUACACUCCUUUUCGAUGGCGAGAGCGACACUGCUCCGGCACCUACUACAGUGUCCACUUUGAGGCAGCUGAGUGGGCAAAUUCCUUCUGCUUCAUCAAACCUUGCAGACCACCCACUUCCUUCGCCCGACCUACCAGAGCUUCAUAGUUACAUGGACCAGGGUAUGGGCACUAGUAUGGCAGACGACGGCACCCAAGCUUCUCGUACUGGACUGCGAAGUUGGCCUCAGUUCCUCAGUGAAAUCCAGACACAUUCAUUGUCGCCCGGACCGAGGCACAGAGCCGAUGAAGAUGCUGUUCGGUUGUUAGACAACGAGUUCUUCAUCAACGAUCGUACCAUUCGCAGACACGCUGCAGACCACCGACCCCCUUCCGUAACAAGUCGCCCCUCUUCACUGCCACCUUUCAUGAUAUCAGGAGAUCGUCCACCCGACGACGACGCCAGCAGACUGAACUAUCUCGGCAUUCGAAACGCGUACACCUUACCGCGACCUUUUCGUGCUGUACCCUCUCGCACAUACCUCGGCACUUCCAACUCCCUUGUCGCCGAGAGCGCAUCCGAACUACGACGUCGAGAGGACCACGACGAUCUCCUGCGAAGAUUCGAAGCCGACUCCGGCCCGCAUCUGUCUCUUUUCGCGCCAAUACAGGCGCAGAGAAUGGCCGAGAGGACACGACACCUAAGGGCACAGACGGAGGAAGUGAUGAACAUGCUCAGAGAGACUUCGGACGCAGCGAGCGCGAUUGCGAGGGAUCGACAGGCCCAAGUGGUUGCAGCUGUCGAUGAGGAAGUAGCUGAGUUGCAGAGAGCUGCAGCCAACGCCAGGCUUGGGUGGUUCGGUGCAGCUUCCUCAUCGACUUCGGGUGCAAGCGGUGUUGUGGGCUCAGUGGCGGAUGACGGCCCGAGGAGACAUCUACAAAGCGAACGGCAGAGGUCCACGCCUACAGCGUCGUCGUCGAUGGAGUGGAUGGACCCUCGCAGUCUUUUGCCAUCACUUCCUCCUCUGUUGCUGCCUGCCAUGCCACUGCCUACAGGAUCUAUGGAUCUCGACAGCCCGGAUUCAGAUUGGAUGCAACAAAGUGCGGCAGCUACUAGUGCUCCUGUACGGGCGCCACCCCCUGCUCUUCCAACGCGGAUCCCGACGCCGCCAACCAUGUUCGACCCAUUCUUCCCAGAGGUCGACACGCCGCCAACGUCGGCAGCCCGUGACACUGACCAAAAUCUCGAUCCGUUCUUCCCUUCUAUCGGGAUACCGUUUCCUACACCAGAGCCGCCUCCUCCAAGACCUGGACGUACCGCCACGGUGCCACCAUCGCUCCCGCCGCCAGACUUCGGUGGCUCGCUUGAUGCCGAUGAUGGUCACGUGCCGCCCGCCUCGAUGUCAAUGGUCAUUCGAAACGCGACAGAUGCUGCAAACCCCGACGUUUCGACCCCAAUUCAUAGCAGGGAGUUGGAUGUGCCAUCUUCUCAGCAAUACUUUACCGCAUGGUCGUAUGAUGGCCCUCAGCACGUUCGUAGCAUGUCGCAUUUUACACGGACAUCAAGGACUCCCUCUAGUAUCGGAGGAGCAUCGGGCAUGGGUUCAAGGGCACAACCAUCAGCACCACCUUUGCCCAUGACCCCUGAUUUGACUGAGAUCGUUGCAGACUUAGCUUCCGACGAGCUCUGGCAUCCUUCACAUUUUGACCGCCUAGACCGCCGACUGUCGUCCGCUUAUGAAAGGCAGCGUGAACGUGCGCGAGAAAGAGAGCUCCUGGAACGGGAAAGAGAGCGCGAGCGACAGAGGGAGAGGGACAGAGAGAUACAAAGAGAAAGAGAAAGGGAGAGGUUGAUCGAGCAGGAGCGCGAGAUGAGCCAAAGGCUGUUGGAGACGAGACGGCGGCUUCAAGAGCACAACCGGUUGCAUGACCCUACGCAGAGGCAACUCUUGUUGACCAGGCGCCCUUAUUACAGCCCCAGUGUGGGCAGCCACACGCCCGGCAGCCUGCUUGACGAGGACUUUCCGAUGAUGGAGCGCGACCAGACUCCUACGAGUCUGCGCCUAAGGGACCGUCUUGCGAAUGUGCAUCCCCCUCCUCCUCCUCCGGCGCCUCCGGUACCGACUUGGCAUGGCACAACGAGGGCACAACCUGAGAAUAACUACGGCAUCGACCCGUCAGCAUUCAGGCCCGGCCCUUUUCAGAACACCCUGAACCAUAUGUAUGAACGCAGGAACAACGCUAAUCGUCAACAGCAGUCGAUACCGCCUAGUCUUCCGCCCUUGGCUUUCGAAGAGCAUCAGAGGAUGAUGCACCAGCCCUAUGGACUUCAGCCAGAGAGCUCUGCUCGUAAUGAAGGGCCUUCAAACAGUCAGUACGUUCAUGGAACUGGGCCUCGGACUGAGCUAGGAGGCGGAAGCAGCAACUCUACUGAGCAAUCAGCGGCAGCGGCAUCGUCAGCAUCGUUAGCGAGAUCGAGAAUUAUCCACGAGUUCGAACAACGGAUCUUUCCUCCGACCUCGUUCGCCGCUGCGAGAGGCGCGUCGAUGAUGGGCAUGGGCAUGGGUAUGGGCAGCGACACACGCAGACGGAGCACGUCCGACUUGCAACCCCUCCAUGUCCAUCGGCACAUCAGCCGCAUGGAGGCUGCUGCUGCCCGAUUCGAAGAGCCUGAUUAUUUUAGUAUCGGUGGUGGUGGCGGUGGGGCCCCUCUGCCACAACCUCGGAGUACAUCUGUUGGACUUGGAGGCGGCCUCGGUGUAGCAGAGCGCGAGCGCCAGUUCAUUAGGGACUACCAGCAGCACCGGCGCGAGCUUGAGCUCCGCCGGCUUCGAUCCACUCGGGCAGCGGCCAUGUCCGCAUUGGAUGCUGGUUCUAGGUCUGGGGUGGCGUCUGCAACACCCUCUGGCAACAUCAUUGGCAAUAACAGCGCAGAAGGGGCCCAGAAUCGGGACUCGGCCCCUGCUGGACAACGCUGGGCAGCAGCGCCUCCGCGCGAUCCUGCCUUCCGUCGCAGCCGUAUCAUGCGCCUGCCCGCUGAGAGUGCGUUUGGACGACGGAGGGGUGGGUUCAACUUAGGUGACUUUAUGCCCGAUCACGAGUUCCCCACAUCGUACGAAGGGAUCCUCAACCUCGCCGAGACGCUGGGCGAGGUCAAGUCUCGGUCGACGCCCGCUGAGAUUAUCGAGAAGCUAGAGAAGAAGGAAUACAAGGACUGGGCGACAGAGGGGAGCGAUAAGCGGUGUCCGAUCUGCUUGGAUGAUUACGCCCCCACGGAUCCGUGUCUGAAGCUGAACAACUGUUCGCACUGGCUGCAUCAGGACUGUUUACAGCAAUGGCUCCAAUCAGCCAGCACAUGCCCCGUGUGCCGUAAAUCCGUCAUCGCCCUCGGCUCUGGCGCGUCUGGUUCCUCUUCGACGGCGGGAGCAGGGGCUCGUAGGCAUCAUUUCCACCACCACCAUUUCCACCGUCACCUCCGGCCGUUCAUGCUCAGGCCGAGAGAGGGAAGGGACCUGAGGGAGGGAAGAGAGGCGAGAGAAGCGAGAGAUCUCCGAGACAUGAGAGACCCACAACAAAGAGAUCCCCGGGAUCCCCCUCCCGGCCCUCCUGGCCCCCCGGGAUAUGGCUCUAGCUCUGGUUCUGGUCCUCCGCCUGCAGGUGGCGCAGGUGGCAGCUCCACUGGGGGUGGUGCAUGGGACUUCCCUGGAUCGUGGUUCGAGUGA
Messenger RNA from Cyclocybe aegerita, 4692 nucleotides. Lineage: Eukaryota; Fungi; Basidiomycota; Agaricomycetes; Agaricales; Hemipholiotaceae. The record is from the annotation of a GenBank genome assembly.